Micropterus salmoides (largemouth bass) is the source of this 6635-nucleotide messenger RNA. RefSeq names its product amyloid beta (A4) precursor protein-binding, family B, member 2b (gene apbb2b). Gene Ontology annotation, biological process: regulation of DNA-templated transcription. The record is from RefSeq and is a predicted model, not a curated record. The transcript has 20 exons. Gene Ontology annotation, cellular component: nucleus; cytoplasm. NCBI's taxonomy places the organism in Eukaryota, Metazoa, Chordata, Actinopteri, Centrarchiformes, Centrarchidae. Gene Ontology annotation, molecular function: transcription factor binding; amyloid-beta binding. The coding region runs from base 398 to 3121 and encodes 907 amino acids.
UCCGGAGCAGCGUCCCCCGGUUCCCCCUGUCGGAGAACAGCGGCAGCGGAGGGAGGGGGGAAAGGGACAAGCCGAGAGAAAGCGGAGGGGAGGAGAAAAAUAAGACAGGAGCGCAGCGAGGAGGACGAGAACACGCCAGAGAAGAGGACGCUGCUGCUUCACUGAGGCCCUCGUUACUGGAUGAAGAGAGAGCCACUGACUACCAGUAUGGACGCGCUCCAUCCUGUAAUUUCCCACAAUCCUUAGUUGUCUGAUCUGCAGCUGAGUCUACUGAACCCUGAACUGUGACCAGCGCCAGUCUGUGACUGACCUCCUGUCAGAAAUCGAGACUCAUCAGACCAGGCAACAUUUUUCCAGUCUUCAACUGUCCAAUUUUGGUGAACUGUCUUGUGCCACGAUGAUGUCAGUCGAUGUGACCAAUCAUAAUGGCCCCACUGCCACGCCUCCCAACUCACUCAGCCUACGCUCCUCACACAACCAGCUUCUCAGCAGCGAUGUCAUCAAACAGGGCUCUGCCACGCCUCCCAAGUGUCGCAAAAAGUAUGCACUUACCAGUAUCCAGGCUGCCAUGGGUCUCGGAGAAGCUCUGCCGCCUUCUUCAUCACCAUCUUCAUCCCCAUCACAGUCUUCAACCCCCAACAAUCCUAAACUAGCCAAGAACGGAGUCAACCAGCUCCGUAAAGCUGGUCAGGAUCACAACAAAAACACCACCGGCUCUGGCCCGACGGACCUGGAGUGUAAUUCAGAAACUACAGCAGAUGACUACAGUGUCAACACAGCUGAGGAACAUGACAGUCACACUCUCACCAAUAAUGACAGAGAGGAAGAUGUUAUUAAGCUGGAUGUUGAACUGCACCCAGACUCUAACACUGAUGCAGAGCCCGAGCAGAAAACCGAAUCAGAGAUAGACUUUAGCAUUAACACGACUGUGGAGCUCAAACUGAACGGCAACACAACCGAUGUGGGCUUUGAUUUGAACAAUGAGGCAGAGGAGAGUGACGACAUCAGUAUUCUUUCUGAGAAGGAAAUUAUGUCAAAGAUGAAGCUUGAGGAAGAUGGAGAUGAGGUGGUAGUGGAGGAGCAGGAAGACGAGGAGAAGAAGCCUUUACUGAUGAUACAAAGUGAGUCUCCCGUGAAGAACCGUAAAGUUUCCUCAGACCUGGAGCUCAUCUCUGACCUCCACGCCAACUUCAAGCUCCUCAAAUCAGGGAAGGACUCUCCAGUGCCUCCUCCACCCUCUCCACCCAGGCAAGCCAGCCCAGAGGACAUGCCGUUGCUCUCUGUGGCCUCCUGCUCCUCCUCUUCCUCCUCCUCUCCAGAGACGAAGAAGGACAGAAGGACUGGCGCGAAGACAGACUGUGCUUUGAACCGCAUCCAGAAUCUGAACCCCAGUGACGAAGAGUUGAGUUGGACAACACUGUCCCAGGAGAGCAACUCCCCAGAGGAAACAGAUAUCUGGAGUGAGCAGUCAUUCCAGACAGACCCUGACCUGCCUCCAGGAUGGAAGAAGAUCACAGAUAUGGCUGGUAUCUACUACUGGCACAUUCCUACAGGCACCACCCAGUGGGAGAGGCCUGCCACCCGACCAGCACCGCCUGGACAGACAGAGUCCCAGGUCCUGGGUGACCACACAGCCUCCACACCACGUAAACACUCUCUGGGCUCACUCAGCCCCUCACCUACUCCUGACCAUGAGUCGUGCCAGGCAGAGAUCUUCUUCAGGGCGUCAACUCGUUCAGGCAGCACCACCUCCGACAGCUCAGUGGAGCCUCUCUCUACUCUUGAGCCCGCCAUCACCACAUGUGGAUUUGUCAACAGCUGCUACUUUCCUCGUUCCACAUCUCUGCAGGGGAUGCCUGAUCAAGAUCAUCAUGAAGAUGAGGACAAGAAACAGGUGUGGAGUGAUUUUGGCGGAAAAAUUGAUAGUGAAGUGUGGAAGGACCUGCAGGCAGCCACAGUGAACCCUGACCCCAGUCUGAAGGAGUUUGAGGGUGCUACGCUUCGCUACGCAUCACUCAAACUGAGAAACCGUCCAGCAGUGGAAGAAACAGAGUCCAGCGGUAGUAACAGUGACCCAGAAGCAAAGUGUUUUGCAGUGCGCUCUCUGGGAUGGGUGGAGAUGGCUGAGGAGGACUUGGCUCCUGGAAAGAGCAGUGUUGCUGUUAACAACUGCAUCCGACAGCUAUCCUACUGCAAGAAUGACAUCCGAGACACAGUUGGUAUCUGGGGAGAGGGGAAGGACAUGUACCUGGUGCUGGAGAAUAAUAUGUUGAACCUGGUCGACCCCAUGGAUCGCAGCGUGCUUCAUUCUCAGCCAAUCGCAAGUAUCCGCGUCUGGGGCGUUGGCCGGGACAACGGCAGAGAGAGGGACUUUGCAUAUGUGGCGCGGGAUAAAAACACUAGGAUCCUGAAAUGUCAUGUGUUCCGCUGUGACACACCAGCCAAAGCCAUCGCCACCAGCCUGCAUGAAAUCUGCUCCCGGAUAAUGACAGAGCGAAAGAAUGCCAAAGCGAUGGCAGGAGGCUCUCUCCAGGACAGGAUGCAGGCAGGAUUAGAUCUCCCUUUACAAGCAGAGUUCCCCACACCAAAGAAAGAGCUGGUUCAGAAGUUUCAAGUGCUCUACCUUGGGAUGUUGCCUGUGGCUAGACCAAUAGGCAUGGACAUACUGAACGGAGCUAUAGACAGUCUGAUCGGUUCUUCCAACAGAGAGGACUGGACUCCGGUUGCCCUCAAUGUGGCCGAUGCUACUGUCACUAUCAGCAAGGAAAAGGAUGAAGAGGAAGUGUUGGUGGAGUGUCGUGUUCGUUUCCUGUCUUUCAUGGGUGUGGGACGUGACGUGCACACGUUUGCCUUUGUCAUGGAUGCCGGCGGCCAUCGUUUUGACUGUCACGUCUUCUGGUGUGAGCCCAACGCUGGGAACGUGUCGGAGGCUGUACAGGCAGCUUGUAUGCUGCGGUAUCAGAAGUGUUUGGUGGCUCGACCCCCCUCCCAGAAGGCCUGCGCCUCGUCACCCCCCGGUGACUCUGUGUCCCGUCGGGUCUCGACCAGCGUAAAGAGGGGCGUCCUGUCUCUCAUCGACACCCUCAAACAGAAGAGACCCGUCACUGAGUUGCAGCAGUAAAUGUGGUUAAGCUCUACCGACUCCCUGCCACAACCCCCAGUCACCAUGGUCGCAUCGCCGCCAAAACCCGUCACCAAGUAACCAUGAAAACACAGCAAAGCCCCAGGGUUUGGGAAACCCUGUCACAGUUCCUUCGCUUUUCUGGAGUAAAAUUGGAAUUUCACCUCAAGAGUUCAUCAGCUCGAGAAACAACUCGAAUCCGUUUCCUUUUAAAAAUAACUAAGAUGUAUAAAGACUCUUAUCUGACAUGAAGAAGGAACAGAGAAACACCAGAAGGGUGAUCGUAAACGUGAUAGUGUACAUAGAAGUAACUCUUACCCCCCUCAGCGCAGAGAAGGAGUGAGGAGAAGAGAGCAAAAAAAACAAACAACUGAAGAAGUAGGAAAUGCUCCUUCAAGCACAGCACGUGUGAUAAGCAAGCUCUUUGCUGCCCAAACCGCUUAUCUCUCCAUGCUCUAAUUGUAUUUGUGUCUGUGCCCGUGCUGCCAGCAUGACCUUGCACACCUGACCACACCCUCCAGUCAUUCACCUGGUUGUCCUGUUAGUCCCCCCACCCCCCCGUCCUUCUUUGUCAUUGUCCUCAGUAGACUGUAACGUGAGGUGGAUGGAAGGAAGGAGUCAUGAAAGCCAUCGUGUCUGAUUUUCAGAUAUAGAUAGAUAGAUAAAUAGAUUUGUCAGUCCACCCACUCUCACACCUGCUCAACUGAUCCUGCAUGUACUUUUUAUAGAAAAGUGAACCAUUCUAGACAAUAUCAAUACACUGCUGCUGGUUUCAGAGACUGAAGGGGCAAGAAAUCCGAAGCCACUUUUCUUUUUCUUAUUUCUUUGUUUCUCGUCAAAUGUGCAAGAAUCAGCUUGGGCAUCGACGAGUGGUGACCUUUCACCCAAAAAAAACCCCUUCAUAUACUUCCUGUUGUUGUCUUUAUUUUUUUGUCAUCCUUCAGAAAAUGAUAGCGUGACGGAGGAAGACAUGCAGGGAUUGGUAGACACUGCUGCUCCAAACACAGGAGACAUCAGCAUGCUGCUGCUCUUUGAUACACAUGCUGGAGAAGAUUUGACAGGUUAUUCCUUUAAAUCCCACCUCAACAUCAGUCCCCAGAAACUUCAUGUCCACUAACUAAAGAAAGGCUAGAGGAAUCAUGCAGAGGAGAAGACUGGAGGAAUGUGGCGAUUUGUCCACAGCUGAGAUCUGAACUGUGAGGAGGUGAGAAGGAGAGUGGUGGGUUUCACCUCCACCCUCAGCUGUUUUUUGAGAGGAAAGCCAACUGAGAUAUGUUGACUCAACCCAACAGGACUGUCCUGGGCUGCUAUCUCUCUGUCUCCAGGGUUCUGUUCACUUGAAUGCAUCUUCUUUGUUUUUUUCAUUUCCUACUUCCUUGCUGUUUGUCCAGUACCACGAGAUCACUCGUCGGUUUUCUGUAGUUUUUCUCACACAAAUCUCAAUUCUACACUGCUAGCUCCUUAUUAUCGCAUAUCUGACAAGACAAGCUUGGAUGUAUGGUAAUAACUAACAAAGUCCUUUAUUACGACAAAAAUCAUAAACACAUUUUACCCCCUGGCACUUUUCUUGAUGUAGGACAGCAGAUUAAUACUGAACCUCCUUUGCUAAACCCUCCUCCACUGGACAGCGAUUGUCUAAUCAGAGUUUUUGAACCGUAACUAUGCAUGGGCCACCCUGUCAAGCUCUUAAAUUGCUCCACAUGUUAAAGCUUGUGCAGGGAUGGUAGGAAGGGUUGUAUCUUUUAUUUUUUAUUUUUUUUAAUAGCCUUUCCCAAACAGUAACACAGCUAUGUGUUUUUCUGCUUUAACAUAAGACGCUAAUGUUAGCAUGUCCGGCUAACUAGCUUGCAGUUUAUGUUAAUAAAAAAAAAAAAAAAAAGUGAAAACAGCUCAGUUCUCUCUAUAGUAUGGAUGCUACUAUAUCAGAGUUAAGGGUAACUUUAGCAGCUUUGUCCUGGUCUUUAUUGGAUUUGAGGAUGUUUCACUCAAGCAACUCCAGCCAACCCUCUUCCUAAAACCUUGAAGAUCUCGUUUUUUGAAAUGUUGAAUGUUCAUGUUUGAAAAUAUUAACACUUAAGUAUAAUCUAAAAUCGGUCUUGCUUGUCAAAGUAUGUACUUUAAGCAGGCAAAGAGGGUUAUAAUAAAAUAAAAUGAAAUAACAGUCUGAAAUUAUUUUCUUUUAUAGUUAUUUACUAGUGCUAGGGCUAACUAGCUCUACAUUACAAGAAUGUACAAGUCUUCUAUAUGGAUCAUCAACCGGUGAGGAGGCUAACAUGUAGCUUUAGCUUCAGUAUUUUAGCAACACAUUUUGUAUGUAGCCAUCAAGUGCAUAUACCAUAAUCUAAAGUCAGCCAGAGACGGGACUCAUGGAGCUAACGUUAGCUUAAUUAGCCAAAAUCGACUGUCGCCGGUUAGAAUGACAGUGAGAAGCUGCUUUCGUUUAUUUCUACAUGAAAUCAAAGAACCAUAAUUACUAACGACUUACAGAUCUGCAGACCUCAUGUGUGGCGUGAGUGAAGAAUAGCUAAAGGGGAGGCGGGGCUUAGCGGACAGUGAAAUUGUUACAGCUGUAGGUGCAUCUGGCUCGUUGUUUCCGUAUCUUGCUUCUAGCGUCUGAACUCCGCAGUUGACACACAGGUUGAAGGAACCAGGAGUGUAAUUGAGAUUCUGAUGAGAAGAUUCGGCCACAUCACCUUCUUUUGUCACAAGGAUGUUGAAAUGUGAAUGAGAUGACAAAAUCUAUGUGUACAUAAUAUCCAUGUAAUGUAAGAUUUGGCAUUAAUCAUUGUUAUAAGCUACCUUUUCAUUUUGAAUGUCUGUAGUUUUCUGUUAUUUUCUUGUAAUGAAAUGCCUUUUUUUGAGAACUCACCAAAUGGCCAAAGUGUAAAAUAGUGAUAUACAUUGUUGUAGAUAAGAAAAAAAAUUACGAGAGCAAAUAAUGAAACAAGGAGAGGUGAUUGGAAAUGUUCACAGUUGUCAAUUAAGUUGAUACUGAAUAUAACUAAGUGAUUAUCUAUGCAUUCUUUUGAUCUCGAAAAACAGAAAGUCAUAAAAAGCCUUGCAUGCCCUUGGAUGGUUGAAAGAACGACUGUAUGUACUGAACAGAAAUAUUUUUAUUUUAUUUAUUCUAUUUUAUAAAGGUAUAUACUGAUUUUAUUAGUUGGGGCAAGUAAAGUCACUUGACUCUCUGUCAUUAUCUCAGUCCCUGGUUAACUCACAAUGCUACAACAAGCGCCGCUUUGUAGGAACAGGUAGACAAAGGAAUAUAUCCUCACCUUGUACAGUGCACUGAGAGCUGGGAGUCCACUGUUGGUCUGAACAGUUAACAGGAUUGAAGAGGAGGAGGAGGAUGGUGGUAACAGGACUCCCAGCAUCUCUGUCAAGCUCACACACAUGAACAACAAACACACCCAUUUCCCACAGAUGGAUGUGUCGGCUUGCGUUUGCUGCUCACCGAUUUGUACACUUUAUCAAUGUAACCAAUUGUGAGAAUAAACAGCAUUAUAAAAUAGAA